AUGGCGGCCAUGACAGCAACUCAGCCUCCCCCAAGUGAGACACUUUUUGUGACUGGCUUGCCGAUGGACAGCACGAGCGAGGGCGUCAAGCAGACCUUCAGCCAGUACGGCACCGUGAAGGAAUCCACAGUGCUCCCCGUGAAGCCGGGCAAGGAUGCAGCAGCGGCCUUCGUGAUCAUGAACACCGUGGAUGAUGCCAAGUGGAUUGUGGAGAAUGUCAACGGCAAUGUCCCACAGGGGCUCAUGACCCAAGUCACAGUGGUCUUUGCAACGCCUCGGGAGCAGAGGAAGGGUGGUGGCAAAGGGAAGAAGGGCAUGGAUGGCAUGUGGAACAUGAUGUCUAUGAUGAUGGGCGGUGGAGGCUGGGGAGGAGGAGGCUGGGGCGGCGGUGGUUGGGGUGGUGGUUGGGGCAAAGGCGGAGGAGGAGGCGAUUGGGGUGGCUGUGGUGGAGGCGCCUGGGCCGGAAACGGUGGCAAAGGUAAAGGCUGGUGA
Messenger RNA from Symbiodinium necroappetens, 492 nucleotides. The record is from the annotation of a GenBank genome assembly. Lineage: Eukaryota; Dinophyceae; Suessiales; Symbiodiniaceae.